Messenger RNA from Diatraea saccharalis (sugarcane borer), 11204 nucleotides. The record is from the annotation of a GenBank genome assembly. NCBI's taxonomy places the organism in Eukaryota, Metazoa, Arthropoda, Insecta, Lepidoptera, Crambidae.
AGAAUCAUGCGGAGCAGACGACUUCCGAUGUGAUAAUGGUAAAUGUAUAGAAGCAUCCCGACGUUGCGACCGCGUCGUCGACUGUCCCAAUGAAGAAGAUGAACAGCAGUGCGAUUGCAGAGAAGGCGAAUUUCAAUGCUUAUCAGAUGGAUCAUGCAUUGAGGGUAGAAAACAAUGUGAUGGUAUCAACCAUUGCAAAGAUAGCUCCGACGAGCGCGAAUGUGUUACUCGAAACUUUAAAUGCAGAAGUGGCAAGUUAAUUCCCGAUUAUCUAAGAUGCAAUCGCCGUUACGAUUGCCCACCGGGAGAUUAUUCCGAUGAACAAAAUUGUCCAUGUGGUGAAGGCGACUUCCAAUGCGAUAACGGCAACUGCAUACCUGCAUCCAAAUAUUGUGACCGAACGCAUGAUUGUCAGGAUGGUUCUGAUGAACGAGAUUGCACUUAUGGCACAGCAUGCAUGGCUUUUCAAUAUAAAUGCUCGAGUGGACAAUGCGUACCAGCUGAGUCCAUAUGCAACGGGACCAAGGAGUGCAAUGAUUGGUCAGAUGAACAAAACUGCCCUUGCAAAAGGGAAGAGUUCCAAUGUCAUGAUGGUACUUGUAUAAAUAUCGCACUGCGAUGCAACGGUCACAGGAACUGCCACCCAAAUGGGGAGGACGAGUUCAACUGCGCUGCGCCGCCAUGUCCACCUGAUUACUUCACUUGCGAUGCAUCUUCGUCAGUAAAAUGCGCCCAUCGGUGCGACGGUCAGGUUGAAUGCGAUGGUGGAGAAGAUGAAGAUCAAUGCGAUGAGUGCAGUCACCAGUGCGAUGGAGGAUGUUUGGACGAAGCGAAAAUAUGCAAUGGCGUACUAGACUGUAGAGACGGCUCCGAUGAACUAGAAUGCGACCUCUGCGAUGGACCAACUGACUUCAGAUGCAAGAGCGGUGAAUGCAUCAAUUCCGCACAGUACUGCAACGGUAUUCCGGAAUGCUCCGACGAAAGUGACGAGGAGAACUGCAACAAGACUAUGUUCUCUAAACCAGGUACAGGAAUGCACCAGUGAAGAAUACCAAUGCCGGGACGGCUCUUGUAUCAACAGUAUGUUCUUUUGCGACGGUCAACGUGAUUGCAAUGACAACUCUGAUGAAGAAAACUGCCGCUGUAACGCUGACCAGUUCCAGUGCUCCAAUGGACAGUGUAUACCAUCGACCGCAUUCUGUGAUGGUCAGCGGGACUGUCCGGAUUUCUCGGAUGAACUCGGGUGCCCAGCAGUGACGCGCCCAUGGACGACCACCAUACGCUACGAACGACCAGAACCAACGACGCCCACCACCACGACUCAACGCUUCACCACCCGGCCCGUCACAACAGAAUCCAGUGUGUGGGAGCCGAGACCCACCGACAGAGAAAAUGGCUAUAACUAUCCUUACCCAGUUCCUCCAAGAAACCAAUACCCGUCACCACAAGAUGGGUGCAAGCGGAACGAGUGGCGUUGUGAAAACGGCCCAUGCAUUCAAUCAUACCGGCGUUGCGACGGACGUAUCGAUUGCCCGUUUGACAGCAGCGACGAGCUGGACUGCCCGCCAGGCAGUCCAGUAGCAUUGAACUUGAAGACUUAUCCACCAGAGCAAGUGGUUCGAGAUGGAGGUGAUGUGGUGUUCCAAUGUCGCGACGAAGGUCCCCAGAGGGCUCCCGUCAGGUGGAUAAGAGAAGGAGGUCGACCACUAAAGCCUGGAUCGAUUGACAAAAAUGGACGAUUAGAUAUGAACCAAGUAACGACGUCAGACAGUGGAACUUAUAUUUGCCAAGCGGUGAACUAUGUAGGAUAUCCUGGUUCUGAGAUAAGGGUAGUUCUUAACGUGGAUGCAUCGCCUGUCACGUUGAGACCACCAGGUUUGACCUGCCAAGCAUUUGAAGCCACCUGCGGCAACGGUCAAUGUAUACCAAAAUCGGCUGUUUGCAAUGGUGUCAUUGAUUGUGUGGACAGAAGUGACGAGGACAAUUGCUUUGUGAAUGGCAAAUGUGAACCGAACCAAUUCAAAUGCAACAACAAUAAGUGCGUCCUGAAGACCUGGCAGUGUGACUCUGAGGAUGACUGCGGUGAUGGUUCAGACGAAGUAGACUGCGGUUAUGUCAGUCCAGGACAGUGCAGGACGGUCGAGUUCACGUGCGCCAGUAACGACCAGUGCGUGCCCAAGAGCUUCCAUUGUGACGGCCAGAGCGAUUGUAUGGACGGAUCUGAUGAGAUCGGAUGUGCCCCCGUUUACGUGACUUCGCCUCCCAAGCCGUCUAAUCUGUACCUCAAUGUGGGUGAUACUCUGAUUCUAAAUUGCUCGGCUACCGGCGUUCCGUCACCGGUUAUCACAUGGAGACGCAACUGGGGUGAUGUACCAGACACUUGCACCAUGCAAAACUUGAACUCGAAUGGUCAAGUCGUUGGCAUCCUCACCUGUCUAAAUAUGUUGCCUGAAUACAACGGUGCUUACUCAUGUGAGGCUAUGAAUAAUAAAGGCACAAUAUUUGCUGUACCUGACGCUAUUGUUUUUGUCAAUCAGAGUAGCGUAUGUCCCAAUGGUUAUUUCAACAGUGAGGCUCGCUCCGAAAGGGAUUGUAUCCGCUGCUUUUGUUUCGGCGAAUCAACACAAUGUCAUAGCGCAGACUUAUUCACGUACAAUAUGCCUACGCCACUCGGAGAAGGCGGCACCAGACUGGUCGGUGUGAAAAACGCAGCCAACGGCGAAGUACAACUUGAUACCCAACAUAUCACUGAACAGUACUAUUACCAACCUCUGAGGAACGGCGCGACUGUUACGAAACUGGCUCGUUUCAACUCUUGGGGUUGGUCUAACACCUUGCCGUAUCUUACACUGCCGGAAACAUACAACAGCAACCAACUAACUUCGUAUGGUGGACACAUUCGCUACAGAGUUACUCCUCAUAACUUUGGGUCUGAUGUUAGCGGACCAGAUGUCAUUAUUAAGGGAAAGUACCAAAACUUGGUGCAUUUUAACCGAGGCAGUCAGUCUGAAAUUGAAGCUCGUCUUACUCCUGAAAACUGGCAAAAACCCAGCUCAAGAGGACUUAUGCCUGCCACAAGGGAAGAUAUUAUGAUGGCUUUGGACGACAUUGAGAUGAUUCUACUACGCGCGAGUGUGAAUAACGCUGGUGUAAACAUCACGGACUUUGUUAUGGAGUCAGCGCGACACAUCAAUAUGGGUCUCGGUGUCGCCAGUCUCGUAGAGGAAUGUACUUGCCCGCCAGGCUAUGAAGGCCUCUCUUGUCAGAAAUGCGCACCCGGAUAUGCACGAGAGUCUUCAGGAGCGUGGCUUGGCAACUGUGUCCGUGAAAGGCCUACUUGUCCAGCUGGCACGUAUGGUGAUCCAGCCAGUGGCUACGCCUGCCGUCCCUGUCCUUGCCCACUCACCAACCGGGAAAACCAAUUUGCUAGUUCUUGUGCAAUCAGACCAGACGGAAACGUCGUUUGUGAUUGUGCUUCUGGGUAUGAAGGCCCUAAUUGCGAAUACUGUGCACCUGGCUACGUUGGCAACCCGCUGCUUCCUGGUGACUCUUGCAAGGCGGUGCCUACCUCUACAUGUAACCCCAUAGGAACCAGUCAUAUACGGCUACCCGACGAAUGCGAGUGCAAAGACAACGUACAAGGCCCUUACUGUGACGAGUGCAAGAAUGAUUCAUUUUAUCUCUCCUCUGAUUUCAGACAAGGAUGCGCUCUAUGCUUCUGUUCGGGAGUAUCCCAGCAGUGUAGCAGCAGCAACCUACGUAGAAGUACGACAACUGUUAUCUUCAACACGCCCGACAUCGUCAACAGGCUCCGUGUAUACAACAGCGCUCCCUUGGGCGGCCAAGAAGCGGCCAGAUACAACGCGCCCACCGAGACCAAUCUAACAGCUGUACUCGCUGCUGGAGAGGUCACGCUUACAGAUUUCGACAGAUCCAAACCGAGUAUCUAUUAUUGGAGCUUACCUGCAAACUUUGCUGGUGACAAAAUGACUUCGUACGGUGGCUAUCUCAGUUACACGCUGCGCCAUGUUCCCUUCCCGGGAGGAAGCAGUUCUAAAAACAACGCUGCUGACGUGCAACUUGUUAGUGAAAAUCGUUUGACAUUCCAUUAUUUCGGCAAUUUUGAGCCUGAUUUCAACGGUAAUUUGGAAGCACGAGUGCAAUUCUUGGAAAAAGGAUGGCAAAGGCCCGACGGAAAGGAAGUGUCUCGUGAACAUUUCCUUUUAGCGUUGGCUGAUGUAAAAGCUAUUCUGGUAAAGGCAACGUACACAACCAACUCACAACUGGCCUCUCUAAUGAGCGCAAGCAUUGAAACAGCAGAACCUAACGGCAAUGGACCAGCAGCGUUACACGUUGAACAGUGUGUCUGCCCUAGAGGGUACAUCGGAACUUCAUGCGAAGAUUGCGCGCCUGGAUUUACCAGAUACGAAAGUGGGCUCUAUCUCGAGCAUUGUGGUCCAUGCGAAUGUAACGGCCACUCGAAUAAAUGUCACCCAGAAACUGGUAUCUGUACGGACUGUCAAGACAAUACAUAUGGCGAUAACUGCGAACAAUGUAAGCCUGGCUUCAAACGUGACAGAGCUAACAACUGCGUGCCUGAUUAUGUUCAGCGACCACCGCCACCUGAAAAUAUCUGUGAUCCCCGCGGUUCAGUCGAUCCUUACGCCCGCUCCGGCUAUUGUGAAUGCAAGCAGAAUGUGGAAGGUCAGAACUGCGACAGCUGCCGUCGAGGCACUUUCGGCCUGGAUGCCAACUAUCCCCUCGGUUGUUACGAAUGCUACUGCUCAGGAGUUACUUCUGACUGUUAUGAGGCUUCUUCUCAAUAUUACCGUAUUCCGAUGGCAGCACCAAUCUUUGGUCCUGAUUAUGGUGGCUACAAACUGAUGGACUUGAACGCUGAACGCGUUGUCAGUGAUCACAUAGUCUCCAUGCCCUUGAAUAGCGAGCUCAUGUAUGUCUUCGACUUCCCACCGGAUGAAGAGCUUUAUUGGUCCCUGCCCAAUUUCCCAGGCAAUCGAGUGCUUUCCUAUGGUGGUACAUUGCAGCUUAAACAAAAAUUCGAGAGUCGUGCAAAGUUCAUCGCAGAACCUGGAACUGACAUCAUCUUGGUCGGCGACGAUAAAUCUGUAUACUGGACAAACCCUGAACCUAUCACAGCUGGACAAGUCUUUAGCUUGCAAGUGCCGUUAACUGAGAGUAAUUGGUUCCUGCUAAAUUAUGCGACACCAGCUAGCCGCAGUGACUUCAUGUCUGUGCUACGUAAUCUUAGAAGGGUACUAGUUCGUGCAACACUCGUAAGGAAUAUUGAGUCAUCUUCUAUUGCCGACGUUUCAAUGGACACUGCUGGAGAACAACGACUGGCCGUUCCAUUAGAUUCCUCGUCGAGAGCUACGUCCGUAGAGGUGUGCAUGUGCCCUGAGGAAUACAGCGGCACUAGUUGUGAGCUGUGCUCUAAUGGACAUUACCGAGACCAGUAUAGUCAAUGCCAACGGUGUCCCUGCAACGGCCACGACUGCUACCUGACCACCGACUCGCAAGUCGUCUGUAACUGCCGCCCGCCUUAUAGUGGCAGGGAUUGCUCUAUACUCGGAUUGGUAAUGGAACUGCAUCCAACUUUAUUGGACGUCGGUGAUGAAUCGGUGUACCGCCGAGUUAUAAUUACGUGCAAGUAUCGCGCUCCAGAGCCACUCACCAUAAUAUUCUUCGAAGAGGGUCGGGAAGUUGGAGUUCCCAAGUACUAUAAUGAGUCAAGGCAAGAAAAAGACGGAUGGCACGGAGAACACGAACUGUCCGCGUUGUGGGAUACUCGCCACAAACCUGUCUUCGAAUGCCAUACACUCACUAGACAAGGAUACACACUAGGGCUCUUAUCGACAAGCCUCCCCGAGCCAGGAGGGGAAUCGAGCAAGGUAACAAAUGCGACCACUCGUCCACCGCCGCCGCAGCCUACGGUGGUAGUCUACAUUACAUCACCAACCAUCAAAAUCCAAGAAGUGGGCAGUAGUGUGAACUUCACAUGUUCAGCACAGAGUCGUAUGACAAGGGCCGAUCUUCCAAUCACUUGGUCUAAGGUGGAUGGAUACUUGCCUCAGGGCAGGACUAUCAUAGACAAUAAUGCCGGCAUGCUGCUUAUCACCAACCUACAAAAAUCAGACAGCGGAAAAUAUAUCUGCCAAACCAGUGACGGCAUGUCUACGGCUCAGGCGUAUGCAACACUAAAAGUACCCGGUAACGACAUGACCCUACCUACUGUGGAAAUAAGACCACCAAUAAACGACUACUUUGAAGGCGAGAGGGUACAACUUGAGUGUGUCACUAGCGGCAACCCUGCACCUCAUAUCACCUGGCAGCGAGCCUCCGGUCGACCACUACCGGUGUCUAUUGAAAUCAUCGACGAUCUGCUUAUCAUCGAAAAUGCACGUGAAGAGGAUUCUGGCGAAUACAGAUGCAUAGCGACAAACAGUCUCGGCUCGGUGGAUCGUACGGCGAUAGUGAACAUCCGCCCGAGGCCUGCAGCGCCGACGCGCGAUAAACUCACCGUCUCACAGAACUCGCCCACAGUCACCGAGGGGCAGAAUACACGAGUCACCUGCACAGGAACAGCCAACGUACCGGCGGGCACCAUUGACUGGGUCCGGCAAGAUGGCACCGAGCUCGAGUCUAACGUUCGAUCUGUGAACGGUGUUCUGUACAUUGAUUACGCGCGACUUAGCAACCAAGGUGUGUACGUGUGUCAGACCAGCUCGUACGACGUGCAGCCAGUGCGCGUAGUGGUCGCCGUCAUACCACAAGGAACACCUAGACCAGAGGACCAGUCCAACAUCACUGUGUCCGUCGACAGCCUGAAGAUACCCUCCGGUGGAAGCGGAUCCGUUGAAUGUACACCUAGGGGCUAUCCGUUGCCACAAAUCACUUGGAGAAAGUACAAUGGAAAGUUUGGAGAUGGUGUCAGCCAACGCCAGAAUACGCUCAUCAUAAGGAACGCACGCGAAGAAGACCAAGACUAUUACCUGUGCGAGGGUAUAGUAGACGGGCGACCGGUUGCCAACAUCUACGUCUACGUUGAAAUCGAAAAACGCGAGGAGCCACAAAUCGAGAUCUGGCCACAAGGUGAACAAGCAGUGACCUUAGGUAGUCCUUUCGAGUUGCGAUGUCGUAUUGGCGCAGGAGUGCCGGAACCCGACGUCACGUGGAGCCGAAACGGUGGGCGAGCAUUACCGCCGCACGCUCAGAUACUUCCAAAUAAUAUACUCAAAUUUGAACGCAUUGAAGUGAACGACGAAGGUGAAUAUUCGUGCUCAGCAUCAAACGUGGCAGGAACGGCGACCGCGAGUGCGACGAUCAAGGUUCACUCCCAGCCUGAGGUGACGGUCAUGCCCAGCGACUACAUAAAUGCGGUAUACGGUGAUCCGGUCAUUGUGGAAUGCAGAGCUAGUGGAUAUCCUCUUCCUAUGGUCAGCAUCAAAAGUAACCCUGAAAUGCGGGAGAUAGUACCACCGACACCCGGAAUGGCGGUGCUCAAUAUCUUGUCGGUGAGUGAUCGUGAUGACGGUUACUAUAUCUGCUCGGCGUCAUCUCCCGCCGGUACCAUCGAGGAACAAUUCGGCAUUCGUGUCGACAGAGGCGACGGCGGCUUCGGCGGCGGCGAAGGCAGUGGCGACGUUGGUAUCAACCCCGGCUACCCUGAUAACUCCUACAACCAACAACCAAAUGAUUUAAUCGCUAAAGAAGGACAAACCAGCCGAAUAACCUGCAACGUCUCCAACGAUGAAUAUGAAGUCAGGUGGAGUCGUGGUGAUGGCAGUCCAUUGCAACCGAAUGCAGAACAAAUGGGCGCGGAGCUUGUCAUUAGAAAUACUUCCAAAUCGGACGCAGGAUACUAUACAUGCGGAUUAUACGACCGGUAUACAGACGAAGUUCAGCAGUCCGCGUACACAAGCCUGAUAGUUUUGUCCCCGCCGCGUAUCACGCUGAAGCCGCCCUCGCAGACAGUGCACCCCGGCGAAUCACCCACGGUCGAGUGCGUCGUCGACGGCGAUGAAAUACAAGAGGUCACCUGGCGUGCUGUCACCAGACCUUUCUCCAGUCGAGUUGAAAUCAACCGUUCAAGAUUAAUAUUCAAUCGCAUCGAAGUAGAGGACGCUGGCAAAUACGAGUGUUUCGCUUGGAACAGAAUUGCUAAUGCCUCAGCCUCGGCCGAGGUUAUCGUCAGCGCGGAUACCGUUCGGGCGGCAUCGGAGUCGCACGAUAACGAACAGUACGCGCACGUGGGUGCGGCCGUGCAGCUCUCGUGCACCACACGAGCACAGUACCGUGUCACCUGGACCAAGAACGGAAGACCCCUCCCUCGCUCCGUCGUGCAACGGCCCGAUGGCUCGCUCUACAUUCGCCUCGCACAGAAAACUGACAGCGGCCACUACGUAUGCGACAUACACGACCAAUACGGAAGACGCACUAGCAAUUACAUCGACCUGCACAUAGACGGUCCCCGUGAAGAGCCCCCUCCUCUGGUUUCCAUCGACCAGCCUCGCACCCCAUUCAGGGUGGGAGAAAAUGUUGAGGUGCUCUGCCGAGCGAGAUCUAGAGGCAACCGCGUCUUUUGGGAAAGAUAUGGCACCAAUCAAUUCGUGGAAACAAGGAAUUAUGGUGACGGUGCCAUGCUACUCGUGCCUAGUGUUCAAGAAUCAGAUGCUGGUCUAUAUAGAUGCACAGGACAAGAUCCUUAUGGUCGCAGCAGCUAUGAAGACUUCAACUUAGAAGUACAACCAGGAAAUCCCGUCAUGUACCCAGAGAAUCCAUCUGAUGACGUAGCGAUGUAUGUAGCUAAGCUCGGCGAUAACGUGGACAUGCCGUGCACUCACAACUUGGAGCAACCCGUUUCCGUCGAAUGGAGAAGGCAAUAUACACCGUUACAGCCUGAAAUCAGACCUUAUGAGCCUAACCUUCACCUGCAACGUAUCACAGAAGCUGAUGCGGGCACGUAUAUCUGUCGCGUGAGUAACAGUCGCACUGCGGUGGAGACGCGUGCUAUCCUGCGUGUUAUGGGAGUGGUACCUCGAUUCGACGGCAACGGGUGGAUCGCCCUGCCCACACUCAAGGAUGCCUAUAAACAGUUCGACAUUGAAAUCUCUUUCAAACCAAGUGAUGGAAAUGGCCUGAUUCUGUACAACAGUCACAAACAAGAUCGCACCGGCGAUUUCUUAGCUCUACAAUUGGUCGACGGCGUGCCUCAAUUUGUCCUGGACAUUGGAGCUGGCCCGUUAGUGGUGAACGGUGACCGUCCUCUACAACUCAACGCAUGGCAUACCAUCCGCAUCAGCAAGACCAAUUCUAGGGUGAUGAUGGACGUGGACAACAACGGUCCUUCUAUAGUGACAUCUACUGGGUGGGAGCUGCUUGAGCUUGCGGAGCCGCUUUAUGUUGGCGGCGUCAGAGACUACGACCAGCUGCCCGCAGCACUCGCCGGCGCAUCUGGGUUCAUGGGCUGUGUGAGCAUGCUAAUCCUGGGCAGAGAAGAGAAGAACAUAAUGUUGGAUAGUUUGGACAGAUCGAACGUACUGCAGUGCGACUCUUGUAUCCCCAACCUAUGCAGCGAGAACGGAGUGUGCCAGGAGGCUCGCAACGAACGUGGCUACGUGUGUUUGUGCUCUGCCGGAUUCGCCGGUCUGAACUGUGAUGGUGCCGGUGAGGCGUGCCGGCCCGGACUGUGCGGACCAGGACGAUGCAUCGACACAGCACACGGGUACAAGUGUGCCUGCCCUGUUACUUACAAAGGCAAAAACUGCGACGAGAAGCAGACCAUCGAAUACCCAGCGUUCACUGGAAGUGCAUACUUAGCAGUUAAAGCACCGAAAUUCUCCCGCUUGUUCCGUAUGUCGAUGAAAGUGAAGGCGACGGCACCGGUCUCCGAUGGUAUCAUCAUGUACUGUGCAGAGUCCCCGAGAGGAUACCGAGGGUUCACAGCUCUAACUGUACACAACUCAAGACUGGAAUUCAUUUAUGAUCUCGGAGACGGAAGUAGACCUGUGAUACUGACUAGCAACAGAACGCUGCCACCUAACGAAUGGACGGAUGUGCACAUCGGCCGUGUCGGUUCUGUGGUCUCAUUGAAAAUCAAUCUCAUACACAAUUUCGAGGACAGAUUAGAUUCUGCUAAAACUGAUUUGAAUCUGGAGACGCCGCUAUUUGUGGGUGGCGUGGAUGACUCCAUUGUACUCAACAAGAAUACAGGCGUCACUGGAGGCUUCAGUGGGUGUAUCAAGGACGUAAUGGUUUACAACGACGCGGUCGACAUCGUUGGCUCCUCAAUCCAAUCGGCGAACGUGCAAGAAUGCAGCAACUACGACCGCGGUGAUAUACCUGAAAUAGAGAGUGUGUGCUCACAAUGUCGCAACGGUGGCGAGUGCAGUCCCGAUAGCACCGUCUGCGUGUGUCCAUCAGGGUUCUCUGGUCGGUAUUGCGAGAACCGCGUGCCCCUGACGGCGCGCCGCCCCCCCGGCGACCCCUGCAACGCACAGCCUUGCAGGAACGGAGGCUCCUGCAGACCGGACUUCACCACGCGCAUGAACUACACGUGCAAUUGCCCGUUAGGAUAUGCUGGCGCCAAUUGUCAGAUGCCGCUCGAGCUGUUUCAAAGUGUAGGCUUCAACGGCAACGGUUACCUGGAGCUUCCAGCCGACCUCCUGCGGUACGAUAACCUCGACCGGGAGCCCGCGGAGAUAGUGAUGGCUUUCAACACCAACAGCGACGGCGUUCUACUCUACCAGAGGGAGGUGCAGCAGCCUAUUAACUACGAUUUCAUUCUACUACGAGUGGAGAACGGUGUGGUCGUACUGGAUUGGGAUCUGGGCAGUGGUGAGUCCACACUCACCAUCGAUGAUGUUUACGUGACUGACGGCGACCGACACACGGUGAUCGCGAGGUUCUCCGAAUACUAUGUAUCGUUGACGGUGGACAGCUCGAGUAAGAAUGGAACAUCGGUCGGCUUCUCCAACAGAGUUGACGCUAACUCUAAUAUAUAUAUAGGUGGUAUACCCAGUGCAUUCAAUGUGAACAAGUAUCCUGGUCUGAAUGGGUGCGUGGAACAGGUAGAGCUGAUGGGGUCAGACCGCGGGAUUAACCUUGGCCACACCGCCGUCACCGGCAGGAAUACGCAGCGAUGCAGGAAGUUAGUAUCACGUCAUCGUAAUACCUUCAACACAUAA